CGCAGGUAUCGUACGUUUGGUAUGCAGUCAUGGAAAAUGCGAGAGGUGUGAAACACAGAGCUCUGACAAAGGAAGUGGUUAUGAUUGUUUGUGCAGGACACCAGCUAGAAGAGUUAAAGUAAAGCAACACAUACACUAAUGCAGGGCAACCGGACAGAGACUGUCAUGUUCAUCUUCGUGAUUCUGGGGCUGCUGGUCUGCACUGAGGCACAAGGGAUCAGUGCUGGGACUCCUGUGUUUGUGCUGAAGGGAGAGGAUUUGCUUCUGAAUGUCACCAAAGCUGUUGUUCUUGAGGAUUUAGAUUUUAUUUCCUGGAAAUGUAAUAAUAGUAACAUAGUGAGAUUCACCUCUAAUGACAAAGGAGUCUCUGCUAACUACGAUGAAAGGAUUGAGUUUCCUGUGAACAAUUACUCUGUGAAAUUGAAGAAUCUCGAAGAGGCAGACAGUGGAGUUUAUACUGCUGUGUUGGAAAGGGUUAAACCAGAAAAUGUAGCUAAAUAUAACGUCAAAGUUCAAGAUCGAGUGUCUCCAGUAAACCUCACAGUGGUGAAUAACUCUGUCUCCAGAAACUCUUCCUCCUGUAGCUUCACUGUGACCUGCAGCUCACAGGACUCUCACAUCAACAGCACUUUCACCUGUGACAACCAAACCUGCAGUCAGGAGGGAGGAGAGCGGUCAGAGGGGAUCCCUGAUACUUUUCUCCAGGUCCACCAAUUAAGUGGAUCGAUCAUAUGUAACCAUAGCAACCAUGUCAGCUGGACCAACGACACCCUAAUAAUCAAAGAUGUCUGCCACCAGCAUGAUGAUCCAGAGGGGUUAUCUGUGUGCCUGGUGAAGAUGUGCGUGUUCUCUGUGGGUCUGAUCAUCAUGGUGUCUGCUGUCAUCACGGUUCAUCUCAUGGAGAAGCUCAACAAGAACAAAUAAACUCAUAGUUCUGGUUCCCAACUGGGGGUAGGCGGACCCCUAGGGGUAGUUGGGGGGAUUGCAGGAGGUACGUAGGAAGAUUAGGGGUUGCAAAUUCCAAACAAAACAUUUUCAACUCAAUUUUCAUACGCCACACACCAAGAAAUGUAGAAAUCAACAACAAACGUGUGCGGGCUCAAGGCUAGAAGUAGAAGACAUGGAUACAAAUAUGUUCACUUAUUUGUGUACUGACAAUUCAUAUUGGCUAAUCUUGAUGUAAACAUUGAUGCUUUGCAAAGAAAACACAGAAGGCAGCUUUCAAGAAAAUGCUGAAUGUUCUUGUUAAUCCAAAUAUCAAGUAAUUUGUUUGUAGGUAAAAUCAUUUUGUUGCCUUCAGAUUAGGGAGGUUUUCAAAAAAACACAAAUAACAUUUAUAUAUAUUUUUCUGGACAGCAGUGGCUUCCUCCGUGGUGUCCUCCCGUGAACUCCAUUCUUGUUCAGUGUUUUACGUAUCGUAGAUUC
Molecule: messenger RNA, 1425 nt
Organism: Gymnodraco acuticeps
Lineage: Eukaryota; Metazoa; Chordata; Actinopteri; Perciformes; Bathydraconidae
Product: SLAM family member 7-like
Exons: 5
Coding region: 139-924 (261 amino acids)
Source: RefSeq, a predicted model, not a curated record